Molecule: messenger RNA, 2244 nt
Organism: Theileria orientalis strain Shintoku
Lineage: Eukaryota; Apicomplexa; Aconoidasida; Piroplasmida; Theileriidae
Exons: 2
Coding region: 1-2244 (747 amino acids)
Source: RefSeq, a predicted model, not a curated record
AUGUUACAAUCAAGUGAAAAUAUCGGAACUGAUCACACACCUGACCAUUUAAGCACCAGUAAUGAUAACAAUGAUGUGUUAACACAAGAGGCGAAUGAAUUGUGUGAGGAAAUUGGGGAGUUGGUGGAUUCCAUAUACACUAAUUUUACUGCCCAGGAAAAUGUGGACUACAACGACGCUCAAUUUGGGGCGAAAUCAUAUAAUUUCUGCAGCAAUGAAGCUAUGAGUAACUUCAGCUGCUGUAAAAAUAGCACUCACUGCAAUGUGUUGGCUAAUGAGCUGAUGAGGAAGCAGAUUGAGAAGGAGAAGCUGGUGUACUGCAACGAUAAGUUAGACGAAAUAAGAGGGAUGCUGGAGAGCUUCGGGGAGCCGGAGCGGACCGAUAAAAGGAACGGAUCUGCCUGGGAGAUCGACGAUAACUACUUGCAGCAGUUUCAACUGAAGAUGAACGUGAAAAACCAGCAAGAAAUUAUAAAGAAUAAGCUGAGUAAGGCUAACAAGUUAAAGUUGUCAGACUACUACAAGAUCCAUUUCAGUAAGUCAAGAGCUAACACGUCUCCAGACUUCAACAUGGUAAACGGAAAUGACGGAGUCCAGAGCAGAAUGAUGACCAGUCCCUGGUCGAGCAAGGUUACUAGCAACCACAGUGUUCCCACGAGAGUUGAUACAACUAUGAGCCACAAUACACACAAUACUGGAAAUAACGGCCAAGUCAACGGCAUGAGUGGUAUUAGAAACUAUGUCACCAGCAGUAGUAAGGUGUUCAGCCAAAGUCAACGCUCUUCGCGAAGUAUGUUAAACAACAAUGUCAGUGACAGUGUCCAGAACUGCUACACUAGCCAGGGCCCCUCUAACCUGUAUCGUACCAACAUGGUGGGCACAUGUAACAACGACGGAAGUAUGAUGUAUGUGAGAGGGACCAUGAAAUUGAACUCUAACGCACCCCAAAAUGGUGCGUUCUGCUCUGGUUUUGCGAGGUUCAAUGCGAACAAGCACAAGAAACCUAUGAUGAGCAGGGAGACCAUGAGUGGACUGAGUGUUCCCUACGCAGUUGGUCCAAGGGCCAACUACGGCUUCUGCGGAAGAACGAAUGCUCCAAGUUACGAUUUCGGUAAAAUUAACCACAGUAACUCGGCGAGCACGUGUUACAGUAACAGCUAUUACGGAGAAGACGACCCUGCCUUAAUCAGCAGCAUUGGCACCGAGGACGAUGACAGUGCAGUUGUACGUGCCAGCUGUAUGGGCCUGAGCAGUGCGGGCGGUGCGAGUGGUAAUUGCAUGGGCUUUAGCACUGCUGGAGGUGCAAGCGGCGGCCUGUUUCGUGGCUGUUUUAGUGCCAAUGUCGGCACUACCACCAAUACCCGCGAAUUUGAUGACGACAUAAUCAGCAAUGUCAACAUCGGCACUACCGCUGGCCCUGGUCGCAGCAGCAGUAGAAUGGGCGUCGCUACCACUGGUGCCAGGAGCAUGAGUCAGAUGGGCAGUCGAACGAUGGAUACCACGAGUUUCGGCGCUGUGGGAGGAAGUAAGAAGAUGGGCACCAGUGCUUUUGAGGACCCGAGGAGAAAAGUUGGUAAAGUUAAUGAAGUUGGUAGUGGAAUGAGUGUUUGUGCCACCUCAGGUUACGGAGCUAACAGUGCCGACAACAAUACCAACACAUCUAACAAGGAAGAGUCGCAAUACUACGAGUUCGAGACCAUAGAUGACCUGAUGGAGUACGAAAACGACGAAUACUACUGCGACUCGAUGGGUCCGCUGCCACAGUUAACGAACAGCAACGAUGAGUUGCUAGAUAAGUUGUUUGAGGGCAAUGAACCGAACACAGGAAGCACACCGCUGGCAGUGCCCUACUUAAAGGGAGGACUGGUCACUACGCCAACAAACACGCGAGCGACAACUAACGGCAAUAACGCCAAUUACACAUUAAAUAAUAGCACGAAUUACCCGAGUAGCCCAACUGGAGGACCCAGGAACACCGGUAGUAGAUUCGCAGUCGACAGGGAAGUAAACGGAGGGGAGAUAAGUGACGAUGGUGACGGAACGACUGGGGAGGAGGAGGAUGAGGAGGAGGAAGGCAGUGAGCCUGAAGAUGCGAGCUUCGAGGACUCGAGCGCCGACAGCGCCGAGGUUCUGCGGUUCAGCCGCUGCAAGCCUGAGGGAAAAGGCACCGUUAAAGUGGGCAGGGCUGCCGGUAGAGAGGACACGGUCUACAAGGCGAGAGUCAUCUGCCCAAAUGUACAAUAA